This is a messenger RNA of Sitophilus oryzae (rice weevil), 1020 nucleotides long. Its product is annotated as transmembrane protein 98-like. NCBI's taxonomy places the organism in Eukaryota, Metazoa, Arthropoda, Insecta, Coleoptera, Curculionidae. Gene Ontology annotation, cellular component: endoplasmic reticulum. The record is from RefSeq and is a predicted model, not a curated record. The transcript is spliced from 3 exons. The coding region runs from base 218 to 877 and encodes 219 amino acids.
GGUCAAGACGCAACAGGUGAUUGUGACAGAUAGUGUCAUAAAAGUGUAUUUUUGGGGGUGUUUCUGUCUUUUUUGUUUAGAUAUUUUUUAAAUUUAUAGUUUUUACCAAACAAAAUGAAGUUUAUUUACAUUUUAAAUACUUAACACCAGUAGAAAAGAGGAAGAUAUUUGCAUCUUUAUUAUUUUUAGUUCAUAUUUAAAUCCCGAAAUAAUCAUUAUGUCCCCUGAAUAUGCAGAAAUGGUAGCAGCCAUCGCCUUUGGCGUACUAUCUGCUAUUUUUGUAAGUGCCUUUGUUAUUCUCAUCGUAAUAUGUCGAAGACAAAGGUUAGUCUAUAAAGGAACGUAUCUAGAUGCUCACCAUGAUGUUACCAGGCCUGAAAAGCAGCUUAUCGAACCUGAAAGACCAGAACUCGAAUUAGGAGAGGUAAAUCUCAAUUUUGAUGGGAUUUUAACAGACGAACAAUGGAUAGAUGAUGCAACUGGAUUAAUACCUCACUGUUUGGCAAUAUUAAAAACCUGCAGGUUUUUAACAGAACGUUUGACCACAUUAGCAAUGAACUCGACUCCGCUAUCGGGCAAUUUUUCACAAAUUGUGGAAAGUGCUAAAAGAAUCUCCAGUAGAGUAGAUGAUAUGGUAAGAAGUAUGUAUCCUCCUCUAGAUCCUAGGCUUCUCGAAGCUAGAGCAGCUGCUUUAACUUUGGCAGUCACUCACCUUGCCCUUCUUGCUAAAUAUGAAUGUGGUCAGAAAGACAGAUAUGGAUUAAUUUGGAUUGAUAAAUUGUUAGAGGAAAUGGAUGGGCAUGUUAUGUUUUUAAGAGAGGCAUCUCUUUGUCAAGAGAACUUUAAUAAGUUUCCAGUUACUGCCAAUGGAUUGUGAGAUGGUAUUUAAUGUGUAAUGUAUGUUAAUCCCAAAAUUAAUGAUAUAAUGAGCUAUUAAUUAUAAUGAACUGUAUAUUGACAAUAUAUUUUAAUGACAUUUUGUAUAUGACUCUUGUUAAAUAAAAAUCUUUUUAAGAUAAA